AUGCGCAUCAGUUUGUCUGCUGCUGUUGACUCUGCUGCUGCAGCAACAGCAUCCAAUGACUCAGCAGCAGCAGCAGCAGCAGCAGCAGCAGAAGCAGCAGGGAAAGCAACUGCAGCUACACCGGAUGCAGCUGCAGCAGAACAGCAUAAACACAGACAGCUGGGUAAAAGGCUGGGGGGGCGGCUGUCUUCGCUGCGGGCUCUUGCGGGGCGUCGUCGCUCCACGAUGCCCCCCCUGAUGCAGCAGAACGAACAGCAGCAGCAGCAGCAGCAGCAGCAGCAGCAGCAGCAACAGAAGCAGCAGCAGCUUCAGCUUGCUGUGCCGCUCCCUGCACGCGCUGUACGCCUAGAGUCUUACCCAGGCUUCAGAGCAGCCCCAGAGGAGGAGACAGUCUCUCUUAGUCGCGCGGAUUCUCUCUCUCUGUCUCUGCAGUUUUCUCCCGGGCUCCCCUGCAAGCAUCAGCUCUCUCCUUAUCCUAUGGGGGGCCCCUACCAGGCGAGCCCCCAGGGGGCCCCCCAGGGGGCCCCGCAGGUGGUCCCCGCGAGGCCCCCCCUGCACUCGCUGCAGGCCCCCCACUUCAAACCCCCACAGGCACGAGGGGACGAGGCCCCUACCCUGGCGGUAGAUGCACGCAGACACCGCCUGGGGCCCCCCCCUACCUUUGCUAGAACAGCUGAAGGGGGGGGCCCCCCGGGCCUCCAGCGUCUCAGUGGGGGCCCCACCCCCAGGGGCCCCCGCCAGAGCGUCUCCUUGGCUCAGGCCUUUCUCAACCUCCAACCCCAAGACAGCCAGGACUGGGGAGACAGCGACUCUAUAGAUGCAGCAGCAGCAGCAGCUGCUGCUGCAGCAGCUGCAGCAGCAGCACCAGCAGCAGUACCACUUCGCACCUGUAGCUCCGCAGGAUCUGCUUCCUAUGUACAUCCGCUUACAGACGUAGAUGAUGCACGAGCAGCCUUUGCUGCAGCUCCUGCUGCUCCUGUUGCUGCUGCUGCUGCUGCUGCUGCUGCUACUGGGUUAGAGAGUGAGCACAAACAAAAGGAGAAGGAAGAUUCAGAAUCUUCGAGUUGCGAAUGCUGCUGCUGCUGCUGCUGCUGCUUGCUGCGUCCGUUCACGAGAAGGCGAGGGGCUUCACAGUCACAGCAGCAGCAGCAGCAGCAGCAGCAGCAGCAGCAGCAGCAUGGGCAGCAGCGGCGCUCCCGUAAGUUUGUGCUGCAGCACCUCCCCCGCAGCCUUUCUAAGGAGCCCCCGCCCUCGUACCCUUCUCCGCAGCUGCUGGAGUCUCUGCGGCGGCGACAGGAGCAGUUGCUGCUGCAGCAGUUUCCCCUUAAAGGUGUUGGUAUUGGUUUGCUGCUGCAGCGGCUGCUGCUGCUGCUGCUGCGGCCCCGAGGAAGAGGCUUUGCUGCAGUCAUAGAUGACGGGGUGUAUAUACAACGCAAGCAGCAGCUGCUGCUGGCUGCGCUUGCUGCUGCUCCCCACUGUGCUAAGCUGCUGCUGAUCCUUCGUCCAUUCCUGGGCCUGUUGCCGCUGCUGCAGCUGCAGCAGCAGCAGCAGCAGCAGCAGCAGCUGCUGCUGCAUCAGCAGCAAGAAGGAGCGCAGCAGCCGUCAGGUGUAAGAGGAGGCCUCUGCAGCAGCAUAGAAGUGGUGGGGGGGGAGGGGAGCCUCUUGCUGCUGGUGCUGCUGUCUCUACAGGUGAUGAUGCAGGGUGUAUUAUACUUGUGUAUGUCUGUACCUUUUAUUGAUGUUUUGUUUGUUGCACUAGGCAGCUGUCUCCGUCUCGCCUCUCUGCAUGCGCUGCUGCUCACGCUGCAGUGUUUCGGGGGGGCAGGGCCCCCCUCACACUCACACCCAGACGCGGCGGGGCUGCAACUGGGGGGCCACCCUCAGGGGGCCCCCCUAGGGACCGUAUUACCACCAGCAGCAGCAGCAGCAGCAGCAGCAGCAGCACCAGCAGCACUAACAAUCGGCAUCCAACAGCAACAGGAGCCGAUAGCUCGCUUGCUGCUGCGCUUGCUGCUGUGCCUUCCCCCCCUCUUUUCUCUGCUGCAGCUGCUUAUCCCCAUAUCCAGUCUCCUUUGCUUCAGGCGCACCAUAUCCUGCUGUGUGCUUCUGCUGCCGCAAAGCGGCAGCAGCAGCAGCAGCAGCAGCAGCAGCAGCAGAAAGCAGGAGGAAUGCUUGGCCUUUUGA
Molecule: messenger RNA, 2184 nt
Organism: Eimeria mitis
Lineage: Eukaryota; Apicomplexa; Conoidasida; Eucoccidiorida; Eimeriidae
Exons: 2
Coding region: 1-2184 (727 amino acids)
Source: RefSeq, a predicted model, not a curated record